Messenger RNA from Giardia duodenalis, 738 nucleotides. RefSeq lists its product as uncharacterized. The coding region runs from base 1 to 738 and encodes 245 amino acids. The transcript has a single exon. The record is from RefSeq and is a predicted model, not a curated record. NCBI's taxonomy places the organism in Eukaryota, Fornicata, Diplomonadida, Hexamitidae.
AUGGCAGUUACUCGUGUCUUGCUAACGAUACCAUCUAGCACUAGAGUUGGCUCUUUUGCGUGCAUUGUCGUUAUUGCCUGUACCACCCUGGUCUUCUUCUUGGGUUUUGGGAAUUAUACAUAUGACAUCCAGGGCGUCAUCACCAAGAGCUUUACAUUUCAAUCAGAGAUCCUCGAUAUCAUCGCUAUCUUCGCCAUCCCUAUUGGAUUUCUAUAUCUCUACAUUGUGGAGAUGACUCGGCUUCGUUUGAAUCUGGCCUUCAAAUCCGGAUGGAUUAUUUCGCAUCUUGUCUUUUUCGGACUCUCCUUCCUUAUUUCUGUCUACUACAUCAUAUGCCGGCCAAAGGAGACUCUCAGCUUUGUUAUUUCUCUCGUCCCAGAGGAUGUCGACAUUUCCUCAUUUACCAACUUCAUCGACAAACUGGUCAAGAUGGGCCUCGAUGGGGAAGGACCCGCAAAGAAGCCUCUUUUCGCUGUGUUUGACAACAACGGAAGCGUCGUUACCAACAGUACAAACACUUUUAUUGGUGUCGUCAUGUGUGUCCUUGCCUCUUGGUCCUUUGUUCUUCAGACUGUUGUGGCUGCUCUUUUUACAGCGAUGGCAUGUAGCAAGUACGGAGAACGCAACAUCAUAGUCGGAAUUAAAACGACGGGCGACACGUACCGCGUGCAUGUAGAGCGGCAUAGCACACGCGAUCUGGGGAAGAAGUCUAAGCUCUCCGCUGGCACAGCCGCGUGA